CCUGAAAAGAGAAGCAUCAAUAUGUCACAUGUUAAAGCAUCCACACAUUGUUGAAUUAUUGGAGACAUACAGUUCAGAUGGACUACUCUAUAUGGUUUUUGAAUAUAUGGAAGGAGCAGACCUGUGUUUUGAGAUUGUCAAAAGAGCGAAUGCAGGCUUCGUCUACAGUGAAGCAGUAUCAAGCCAUUAUAUGAGACAGAUCAUGGAGGCAUUAAGGUAUUGCCAUGACAACGAUAUUAUCCACCGUGACAUUAAGCCACAUUGUGUAUUACUAGCUACAAAGGAAAACUCGGCCCCAGUCAAACUAGGAGGGUUCGGUAUUGCUAUUCCUCUACCGUCGUCAGGCCUCAUAGCAGGAGGACGGAUUGGUACACCACACUUCAUGGCACCGGAGGUGGUGCGCCGUGAACCGUACGGUAAACCUGUAGAUAUCUGGGGAUGCGGUGUGAUGCUCUUCAUCCUACUCAGCGGCUCUCUGCCGUUCUUUGGAACCAAGGAUAGACUCUUCGACAUGAUCACCAAGGGAAGAUAUAAUAUGAAGCCCCGCCAGUGGGAUCACAUUUCCGGUGACGCCAAGGAUCUGAUCCGUAGCAUGCUGUCCGUCGACCCUCGACAACGUAUCACAGUAGAGGAAGCCCUUGCUCACCCUUGGCUAAGGGUAGGUCCACCAACCCCCACGGAGAGGGACAAGUUUGCACCCAAGAUACACCUGUUAGAGACGGUGGAGGAGCUCAAGAAAUUCAACGCCAGAAGAAAACUGAAGGGUGCUGUAUUAGCAGCUGUAGCCAGUCACAAGUUCACAAGCUUCUACAGUGAUCCAAAUACAAAACACAUCACAGACUUUGCAGAUGAUGAUCCUACAUCUUCAGGUGCUGUGGCCCAGGUGCUGGAUAGCCUUGAGGAGAUCCAGUGCUUGACAGACUGCGAUGAGAAGGAUCUUGACUUCCUACACACAAUCUUUGAAGAUACGCAGCUACACUCGCUGCUUGAUUUGUAUGACAAGAUCAAUACCAAGUCAAGUGAACAGCUUCCCAACAAGAGAAACCUACCCACUGAUAGUGUCUUAAGAACCAGAGAGAACGUACCUCUACAGUCUGUGCAUGUCACUACCGAACAGGUCUUGGAGCUGUUCAGGCAACACAAUCAAGACAGCCAAGACGCCUACGAACUACAGGCCAUCCUCAGUGAUCCCUACUUCAGGGCACUGCUACAGGCCCAUGACGUGGUAGCCCACGAGGUUUACAGCGACCACGCGAUCAGGGUGACUCCGCCGCCUGUUAUGCCCUACCUCAACGGAGACACUGAACUGAUGCAACCGCCCAACGGCAACAUGGACCAGACAGACGCAGUCACCAGGGUGCGACUCGUGCAGUUCCAGAAGAACUCGGAAGAACCCUUGGGCAUCACAUUGAAGAUGAACGAGGACAGACGAUGCAUCGUGGCUCGCAUCAUGCACGGUGGCAUGAUCCACCGCCAAGCCACUCUCCACGUCGGUGACGAGAUCCGAGAGAUCAACAAUGUCUCUGUGGCCAACCAGACCGUCGAUCAACUCCAGAAGAUGCUGCGGGAACUCAAAGGCAGUAUCACCUUCAAGAUUGUACCAAGCUACAGGAGUGCACCCCAGCCUUGUGAGAUCUACGUCCGAGCCCAGUUUGACUACGACCCAGGUCAGGACGACUUGAUACCAUGCCAACAAGCAGGUCUUAGUUUCCGUUGCGGGGAUAUCCUCCAAAUCAUCAGUAAAGACGAUCAUAAUUGGUGGCAAGCCAGGAAAGAGGGUGAACCUCUUAACGGUACGGCUGGUCUCAUUCCAUCACCAGAGCUGCAAGAAUGGAGAGUAGCAUGUCUGGCAAUAGAGAGAGCGAAGAAAGAGCAACAAGCGUCGUGUACGUGGUUCGGGAGAAGAAAGAAGCAGUACAGGGAUAAAUACCUAGCCAAACAUAAUGCAGUAUUCGACCAAUUAGAUCUUGUCACAUACGAGGAGGUGGUUAGGUUGCCUGCGUUCAUGAGGAAAACGUUAGUUCUAUUAGGAGCCCACGGCGUCGGCAGGAGACACAUAAAGAACACACUCAUCACAAGUCAUCCCAAUAAAUAUGCAUAUCCAAUCCCACACACAACGAGAAGGUGUAAAUCGGACGAGGAAAACGGCAAAAACUACUUCUUCGUCUCGCAUGAAGAGAUGAUGAACGACAUUGCCAAUAAUAAGUAUCUCGAAUACGGCACGCAUGAAGAUGCUAUGUAUGGGACCAAGCUAGACACAAUCAGGGAGAUCCACAAUAGAAGUCUGAUUGCUAUACUCGACGUAGAACCUCAGGCUCUGAAGGUUUUGAGAUGUGCCGAGUUUGCACCAUUUGUUGUUUUCAUUGCUGCACCAACUCUCACAGGCAUGAAUGACGUACAUGAUAGUAGCCUGGAAAGACUUGCCAAGGAAUCCGAGCUCCUCCGCCAAGCCUACGGUCACUUCUUCGACCUGACCAUCGUCAACAACGACAUCGACGACACGAUACGCACGCUGGAGAACGCCAUGGAGGAGAUAUGCACCACGCCACAGUGGGUUCCGGUCAGCUGGGUCUACUAAGGUCAAAGGUCAAUCUAUCCAUUUCCUGUUUUUUCGACGGGGUGGGCGUCGACCCGCUCGGAUUGUUUUCAAUUUCCACACAUUUCUAUGGUGUUUGUAUCACCGGUAUUCUUACUUCGCAUUCACCGUUCAAGAGCCACUGGUCUGAACUCUGACUUCUGAAUUCUCUAAUUAUCGUUGACUGUGACAAGGGAUAAUCAUCCGGUUCCAGUAGGCAAUGGGUUAACCUUUAUGAUUACUGAAUCGUCUAAUUAUGGAUUAUGAGCAUGGAUCACACAGUUCCAGACAGCAGUGGGUUAAUGUAUAUCCUAAAGUUGGCAGCCUUUUGCAAUGAGUAGAGACCAUGUAUGGAAGGGCAGUCGACUGUGCAGGACUUCAAAUCAAGUUUGUUCAGCUUUCACGGAAAUCAAGAAUGAGACUGCAAUAGCCAUGUUGGAUUCAUAUCUGUUAUACAUAUAUGAUUCAUUUUAAUAUUAGCACUGUUCAUUCUGUCAUUGCUUUCAAGUUGUUAAUGACCAGUGAACCGUGUAAAGAUGAUUGAAUACCCUAUACUCAGCAUUGGAGAUUGCCAGUCCCAGCGUGUUUAUUGCUGGAAUAAUGUUUUAAGAAUGCAUCGAGCGUUGAGAGUUUGGAAUUCGGUCUCUGCUGUCAUGAUGGAUCCCUGAUUGCAUGUCCCAUGAUUAUGAUAAUGACUACAAUAAUCUGAUAUUACAUGUAUGUAAAGUUUAUAAUAAGGGAGCGAUGCCUCUGAGAGCUUUACAGAUAUGUACAGGUAUAUUAUAACCCUGGACAUCGGAUCAAGAUUUGCCCGGAUGCAAAGUAUGCCCUUUCUCCACUCCCUGGGGAAGCAUUCCAACAUGAGUUUCUUAACUCAUUUGGAAAGCAUUCUACAUAGGCUUUCGCAUCCUUGGGGAUACCCAUUGAACACCUGGGUGGACUGUGGGUAUGUAUGGAUUGACGCCUUUACGUAACCCUCUCAUUUCAAGGAGAGAGUCAGAACUGCCAUCACAGCGCUUCAUUCAACCAUUUUGCAUAGUGCACUCUUGGAGGCCGGAAAGCCAUUUGAUAUUUUUUGGAACCUACUCUGUAAUCAUGUGUACAUGAUUAAAAGAAGAAAAUUCAAGAAGCCUAAAGAAUUGAUAAUAUCUUUGGAUUGUAUGAUCAAUUAAAUGAAUCUUUUGAAACUUAAAUGAUAUUUUCAUCAUAUUACCAAUAUGUCAUGUGUUUUAUCUCCAAUAAAAGCGACAUGUUACAUGUAUGUCUUUGAUCACACGUUUUGUGAGAAAAUCAUUGAUAUAUGUAUGGAGUUUGCUACCUUUGUUAGUAUGAAGAGGAAAUUGAUGCGGUUGCUAUAAUAAGUGAAAGCUGUCACUUAUGGUGAACAGUCAGACUGUUAACACUGCAUGGUGUUUUAUCUUGAUUAUCGCACAUGCAAUACAAUAGCAACAUGCAGACAUUUGAAGCAAUGCAGACAUGCUUUUGAUAUUGAAAAUCAAACUGCUUUGAAAAUAAACAUACGGCCAUUUGUAUAAGUUUCUUAACAUUUUUCUUGUUGGGAAUAAAUCUACUUUGUGGUAGAGGCUACAAGGAAAAAAAUGAUAGUUAAGUGGAAUACCUCACAUGUUGGUAGCUUCACAUCAGGAUAUCUUUUUUUCUGAGAUUGAUCAUGAAAAUUGGCAUUUAUUUUUAAAUUGAAAUGUAGGAAUUAGCGUCACACAAAGAGGUUUCUGGGAAAAGUAUGUUCCAAAAUUUCAAGUAUUGCCACUUGUAUUUUUCUAAAAAAAUUAUGAGCAUCCCCUUAGUUCUUUUGAGUGAGCAUUUGUCAUUUUCAACUGCCUUUGCAACUGACGAAAUUAAAAUCGCAAAUUUCCUAAGGUUCACAUGCCUUUCAUAUGAUUACUCCAGAUUUUUAACUCCUUAACAAUGAAUUGCAUGGAUUAAACUUGGUCCUAUAACACAAAGGUUAGCAAUUGAUCGUACGUUUGAUCUUUACGAUCGAUUGUACAUUGUAGUUAAUGCAAUCCAUCGUAAAGAUAUUCUUUUACGAUUGAUUGCUAAGAUCUGUGUUACAGUCCCCUGAUCACUCUGAGCUGUUCAGUUAUUGUUUUAGUGGAUCAGGCAUGGAGUAGUGUGCAUGCAGCGCCUUGUAACCAAAAGGAAAAGGCUCUAUAUCAAAUGACUCUUGUUUUUAUUGGACUUGAAUGGAGAAAGAAGUAUGCCAUGUUACACUGCUUGCACACACAAUAUGUUACAGUUAAAAUGUACUCCAAACAAUUUUGCAGUCCAAAAUGCCCAUCUUUGCAACACUACUGCUGCCCUCCAUGAAUUCUCGCUGACUAACUUACGUAUAUUUCGAUUCACAACUCAAUGAGAAUGAAGUGAAGUGCGGAGAAGACAUUUCUGAGACUUAAUUUUUCAAUGCUACAUUUACAUGUAUCUUUCUCAUCUUCAUAUUUCCUUCUUUUACCAACAGACACUUUGUAUAUCUAUUUAAAGUGUUGCAGAUAUUUUUUUCAGCAUUAUGAUAUAAUUAUUUUGUGAAUCUUGUAUGAAAAUGAAUAUACCAUCUUCUGUUUUUGUCUUUAUGUUUCUUUGUAUCUAAGCCAAUGAAUUUGUAUGAGAAGAAAUUUGUAUAUAUGGACUUAUGAGGAAAUAUGCUUUAUAGCUGUAAAGGCAAAGUGUAACGAUGGAGGGCGUAGGAUACGGCGCAGACUUCCAAAUAAUCUGUAAAAUUAAUUUGCAGCUAUAUAAUUGAAUGCGUAACUAAUUUAGUUUUUGCAUUCCCCCCUAUAGAUUUCAAGGUGUAAUCUAAUUCAUUGAGAUUUUUGAAACUCUUCAAGCCUCCCUCAAAUCAUGGAUUGUGAGCCAAUGUCGCACAUGCACUGAAGUGAUUCAUCUUUAGUAGUAUUUAUAGAUAACUUAUAUAAUAUUACCUUAGCUUUAUUUUGUUUGGUGAUCUUUUGAUCCAAAGCACAGUAUUCUACGAGUUUGUGAGGAAACCAGAGAUCGAUAGGUUCAAUUUUAUUGGGAUGUAUCGCCCAAUGUGGUCGUUGAUUAGUACAUCAUGGUAGAUAAAUACAAACUACUACCACCACUUCUUCAUACUUCUUAAUUGUCCUUUUCCCCUUCUUCAUCUGUCAUUUUUAUCAAUCAUCUUUUCCUUUUUUUGUUUGGAAUGAAUUGUAGUACUUUGAUUAGAGAGUCUUUCAUUUCAAAUAGACCCCCUCUCUAUCUCAGUCUUUCUCCCUCUGUUAGAUUUUCUUUGCCUCUCCCUCCCUCUUUCUCCCCCCCCCCCUCUUUCUUUCUCUUUGAUGAGUUUAUCUUUCAUAUUUUAUAUGCUAAGUGAAAAACUUUAGGAGGGGGAAUCUAAGCAGUUUUUUAGGCAAGAAUAUGUAUUACCAUAGGACCAAACCCUUGCCAUUGAUUCUGUUUGCUUGUAGACAUUUGACCUUGCGAUGCCCUUCACCCCAUAUGUCAGUCAUACUUUCGGCAAUCCACCCUUACCAUCCUUAAACUACAAAACGGGAAAGUCAUUUGCUGAUUCGACCUGGACCACAAUCUUGUGCAAAAAAUAAAUUGCCGUUGCUAUGACAUUUCCCUCCUGUGUUUUCUAUUUGUUUUACUUUUUUUUUUUCGUUCCACUUACCAAAUAUUGUUCCUCCUUCAAUAAUUUGAAUUGAUAUUUUGUUGUAUGAAAGACGUUGUUGUUAGGAUUUCAAUCAUAAUUUCUUAUCAUGUUUGUGUUAACCGUACUGUCGUAAUUGCACACAUUGUUCUCCCCGCCCCCUUCCUCUCACCUGUCAAACCGUUUUGAAUGAAAUAGGACUUGAAAUCAAAAUCCAGUCUUUCAAACCACUAGAUGGUCUGUUGCACAAUGCAAUAAGAAAAGGUUUCACAUACUUUUCAUUUGGAAUUCGAUGAAAAAUGAACAGAAUAAGAAAGUUUUCAUGGAAUUCGGGAAUGAUGGUUUCCAAAGUUCUUGAAGAAUAUAUAUAAGUCAGCAUUUCAACUUCUUGUUGUAACUCCGUGGGAUCGUAUUUCAUGUUUAAACUAAUAAUGCAAUCUGUAAAUAUCAUUUGUUAAUAGCAUUUGCAUGUUGCAAUUUAGUAUUGUAAAUUACUCUUGUAAAUUACAAUUUUAAAUUAUGAUAUGCCUCCCCCUUUCGGACAUUGAAAAUCGCGAAGGAUAACAUUGGAAUUGAAUAACGUGAUACUGAUUGCCAUUGAUGAUGUAUUGUGAGUGAUGAUAACAUCUAAAACAAAUACAUUGAAAGCCAUAGUUGAUUUCAUGGUAUGAAAAUGAAGAAGGGUUUCAGGUUUGCCUUUUUUCACUUUUGAAUAACGUAGUUGUUUUAAAACCAAUAUUGAAUGUUGAAAGCUGGUAAACCAUGGCCCCAUUUCAUAAAAAGUUGCUAUGAAGUGAUUGCAACUCUUGCUGGAAUAUCACCUUUCAUUGGAAGAGCCAAUCAAAAAGAAUUUUCACUGCUGCCAUGAUAGUUGACAUUCCAGCAAGACUUCAUAAUCAUAUCAUACCAACUUUUUAUGAAAUGGGGUCCAGGUCUUGUAAUUCUUCACACCUCUUGCUAAUACCAUUUUACAGUGCCGGUAGCAGAAAAGAAAUCAUUGAUAAUUCAAAAUAUGCAUUACUUUCUGCAAACCUGUGUAAAAAAGAUUACAUUCAAUUGUUAAUAUAAAGCCCAUCUGUUGAUCAUUACCGCCCCCCCCCCCACGCCCAAUUCGAUUUGAAAUCUGGGGAGCAUUUCAUGGAACAAAAAGUCAUUGAUUUUCACUAACUAUUUGUUAUAAGCUACUGAAAUCCUUGCAUCUGAUUGGCUCAGAGCAAAGUAGUCAUUAAAUUAUCACUGACUUUUUGUUUCGUGAAAAUGCUCCCCUGGGGACCCACCAGUUUCUCGCCAUCUGAGAAUGUAUUUUUGAAAUUUGGGGAAAAUGUUUAUAUCAAUUUACAAAGUUUGGUGAAUUUUAUAUUAUUCAAGACCUGCUAUUUCUCUGAGACUAAGUACAUGAAUCUGUUCAUUUUAAAGCUCAUAUUUUCAGCAUUUAGUAAAGACUUAUGACUGUAAUAAUUUACACUAAUUUUAUUCAGUUAUGAAUAAAUGUGAUGUCUUAAUUCGGAAUUUACACAAAGAAAGAUAAGAAAAUUCUUUUAAAUGGGCUAUUUUGUGCUUUAUAUUUUUGAUGUAUUUAUCUUUAAAUAUUGUAAAAUUGUGUAAUCUGUCUGUGCUUGCUUGGUCAAAAAAACCACUUGUUCUAAUUUCUAAAUGGGUGAACUCCAUUCAGGAUUACUCUUUUGGUCCAUGUUUCAUUUGGUCUAAUGACCGCUUUGGCUAAUUAUCACUUGGUCUUACUACUGUUUGGUCCAAUUACCAUGCUAUAUUUGCCAAACUUAAAAUUAGGAUAUUAGGAUAAAUAAUCCUUGCCAAACAAAAUAUGAGGACUCCUGGUUCUUAGGCCUAAAUGAAGUUUAGACCAGAUCAUUGUAGACCAUUUGGUGUUUGACUAUGUGGAAAUUAGACCAAGUAGCUAGAGACCAAGUGGGACCAAUCAUGCCUCAAAUUGCACUAACAUUUGUUUAGAUUAUUUUCCCUAUUGGCUCAGCACAUUUUUUUUCAAUGUCCGAGUAUUACAUGUAUGUAUGGAAUGUUCUUGGUUUUAGAGAGAACGACAUUGUGCACUACACUUUAUGGGUAGGGGGCGAUGAGUUGAGGAGUGAAAUAAUAGAAAAUUGUACAUGAAAAUAAAAAUGCAUUUAACUUUCCUAUGACAUAAUGUUAUUGUAAAUGUUAUUCAUAUUAUAUCUGAAAAAAAAUAAUAAAAGAUACUACAACAUGGCCGUUUUGGCAUGUUUGCUUCAUAAUUAUGUAUUAAAUAACAUGUGAGUGACUGAAA
This is a messenger RNA of Lytechinus pictus (painted urchin), 8484 nucleotides long. RefSeq names its product peripheral plasma membrane protein CASK-like. Gene Ontology annotation, biological process: intracellular protein localization; protein phosphorylation; regulation of neurotransmitter secretion. Gene Ontology annotation, cellular component: plasma membrane; cell-cell junction. The record is from RefSeq and is a predicted model, not a curated record. The coding region runs from base 29 to 2578 and encodes 849 amino acids. Gene Ontology annotation, molecular function: protein kinase activity; ATP binding; signaling receptor binding. NCBI's taxonomy places the organism in Eukaryota, Metazoa, Echinodermata, Echinoidea, Temnopleuroida, Toxopneustidae. The transcript has 19 exons.